ACCCACCUUUGGAAGGAGCUCACUAUGACAGGGCAGAGUCUGAGGACAUUAUCUGAAGCGAAUUUUGAAGACAAUGAGAUCAGCAUCAACGUUGGAGGCUUUAAGAAAAAGAUGAGAUCCAACACAUUAUUAAGGUUCCCCGAGACCAGGCUGGGCAAAUUGCUGAGCUGCCAUUCAAAGGAGUCAAUACUGGAGCUUUGUGAUGACUAUGAUGACACCAAGAAUGAAUUUUAUUUUGACAGGAACCCCGAGCUCUUUCCUUACGUGCUACAUUUUUAUAACACUGGCAAGCUCCAUGUGAUGGGUGAACUCUGUGUCUUUUCUUUCAGCCAGGAGAUUGAAUACUGGGGAAUCAAUGAAUUCUUUAUAGACUCCUGCUGCAGUUAUAGCUACCAUGGGAGGAAAAUGGAGCCAGACCAAGAGAAAUGGGAGGAACAAAGUGACCAGGAAAGUACGACAUCUUCUUUUGAUGAGAUUUUGGCAUUCUACAAUGAUGCCUCUAAAUUUGACAAACAACCCUUUGGAAACAUCAGGAGGCAGCUCUGGCUUGCUUUGGAUAAUCCUGGGUACUCGGUUUUAAGCCGUAUCUUCAGUGUCCUUUCCAUAGUUGUGGUGUUGGGCUCCAUUGUGACCAUGUGCCUGAACAGCCUCCCAGACUUCCAGAUUGUUGACAGCAACGGGAACACCGAGGAAGACCCUCGCUUUGAAAUCGUGGAACAUUUUGGUAUUGCAUGGUUCACUUUUGAACUGGUGGCAAGAUUUGCAGUAGCUCCUGACUUUUUAAAAUUUUUCAAGCAUGCCCUGAAUUUGAUUGACCUAAUGUCUAUCCUUCCAUUUUAUAUUACAUUAAUUGUCAACUUGGUGGUGGAAAGUAGUCCAACUUUAGCAAAUUUAGGCAGAGUUGCACAAGUCCUGAGACUCAUGAGGAUUUUCCGCAUAUUAAAGCUUGCUAGACACUCCACAGGUCUCAGGUCUCUUGGAGCCACUCUGAAGUACAGCUACAGAGAGGUGGGGCUUCUUUUACUCUACCUCUCUGUUGGCAUCUCCAUUUUCUCAGUAGUGGCUUACACCAUUGAGAAAGAAGACAAUGAGGGGUUAGCCACCAUCCCUGCCUGUUGGUGGUGGGCUACUGUUAGCAUGACCACAGUUGGCUACGGGGACGUGGUGCCAGGGAGCACUGCUGGCAAGCUGACGGCCUCUGCAUGCAUCCUAGCUGGUAUCCUAGUGGUAGUGCUUCCCAUUACACUGAUCUUUAAUAAAUUCUCCCACUUCUAUAGGCGUCAGAAGCAGUUAGAGAGUGCCAUGAGAAGCUGUGAUUUUGGUGAUGGCAUGAAAGAAGUUCCAUCUGUCAACUUGAGGGACUACUAUGCUUAUAAAGUUAAAUCCCUUAUGGCCAGUCUGACCAAUAUGAGCAGGAGUACCCCCAGUGAGCUGAGCCUGAAUGAUUCACUGCAUUAGUGUACAAGUCUGACAGCAAUUUGCAUGAGAGCUAUCAAGAGCUAUGUUUAUAAAUGUUUUCCUAUUUGUCUUUUUUUUUUUUCCUAGAAGAUAGUGUUGCUGACACUGCACUUUGCACUUGAGAAACUAAAGACAUUUCUAUUACAAGUUAACAGUUUGCACAUUUUCAUCCUGUUGCAUAAGGGUACUAAAUGCUGACUUUUCCAUACAAAUGUUACCACUUUCAUGCCAUUACUACUAGUGGUAUAGUGAUGAUCUGUUGCUUUGUGCAUUUUCUCAUAUGAGCAGAGAAAUGAAUGUACCCAAGUGGAAUAAAAAUUCUCAGCUGUGACAUGAGUAAUGAAAAAAUCACCUAUCACCUAUACUGGUGUCUGUACUAGUAUAAGACUUCCCAUGCAUUUUACAACAGUUUGAAACAGCCACCUGUGAGUCACUGACACGGGAACACUUCUACCUGUAUUACUGACCAGUAAUUCUGAUCAUCACUUGCCUGAAAACACCUCUGAGUUUGCUUAUUCUUGAGUAUGUGUGUUAAAAUCUGUGUGUUCUUGUUCUAAAAUGUUAUGUAUAAUAAUAUUUUUCAGAAUCUUCUGGGCAUAGACCUUCCUCUGUUUCCAAGAUUAGAUCAAUACUGAGCCCUCUAAAAAAGGCCACCCCUCAUUUUCAGAUAGCUACAUAUUCAAAGACUACAUUUCCACAAGUGAGUCUAGGAAUGGAGGCCCAUCUAGAGCUCUAGAAUCCCAUUUCCACAAGGGAUCUGCUCACAGCUUGGUCCCAGUGCAGCUGCAAAUGUGUUGUAUCAGUGCAUCAAAAAGGUUUUGAGAUUAGACACAUGAAGAUGUGGGCUUUAAACAAUUAGAAGCACCAAUGAAAAACUUGGAUUUGAUUAAUGAAGUGAAAUAUUCCCACAUGAACAGUACAGGCAGCAUUUUAGGAACUGACAUUCAUAUACUGCAAAAAGACUAAUUAUAAAGAUGCCAUAUGUGAUGCUGAGAUAUAAAAUCUAAUUUUAUCGAUAAAGCUUGAAAGCAGGUGUUGAUGACAGACAAUUCCAUUAAAAUUUCUGCCAAGGAAUCUCUAAGCAAAAAACCAUUUUCACUCAGAAAGAAACUCUCAAUUUACAGCUAAGGGAGAGUAUAAGGGCCUAAGAAGGGAACAGAUAAAGAGCUUAAUACUGCACUAUCUGUGGGUAGAUCCUCCUACCCACUUCUGUGAUGUAGUCAAUUUUAAUCCUUUCAAGGGCUGGCAUGUACUUGUUUAAAAAAACAAAACAAAACACGAGAGAACAGAUCAUAUGCGAUUUCAAGAGUAAUAAUGAAUCUGCAUAGAGCUGGUUUUUGAGUGCUCAGUCUCCUCCCUUACGCAAUUGUACGGAGAUCAAACACUUGUAGUCAACAGGCAGAAGCCACUGCUGCCCUCUUUUUACAUCUGUGCUAGAAAACAAACUACUGGCACUCAGUGGGCAGAACAGCAUUUCUCUUCAGAUCCUACUGCUUUUCCAUCCCAUUCAUUACAUAUAAUGUUCCAAUUAAUUUUUUUGUUAGUUUUACUUGUGAAGACUAGAGAGGUGCAGAAAUUAAAUUCAAUCUAGUUAGAAGAAAAAAUACUAAAGCUGAAAUUGUCUUUUUGGAAGACUGUGUUUUUAAACCACGACAAAGGGUGGCUCAACCAACAAAAUAAGGCAAAUAUGGUAUGAAUAGGUAAUUGCCUUAUUAAGGCUAUUAGAGGUUGCAGCUUGGUCUGGAUCCUUUGAUGCCCUAUCAGCUCCACUUAAAAAACAGAAAGCUGAGGAUCACAUUUCUGUUUGCCCAGUGAUCUGUGACAGAAUACACAGUGUGAAAUAACUUACUCUCCCCCCCACCACCCUUUCUGUUGGACACCCUCCCCUCACAUCAGUAGCUGAUUUAGGCCAUGAAGUGUGAGGGGAAAAGGUCAUUUCCAACCUUACCAAUUUUCAACACAGCCUGCACAAGUUCUAAGUCAGUUGGCAAGCCAUUGCUUGCUAUCCCUGAGACUGAAAGUGUCAUACAUGUGGUCCUGAAGUUAGACCUAGAUAACCUGAAUUUGGUGACCAAACUUGAAACAUUUUGCUAAGGUUUACACUUCUGCAUAGGGCCGGUUCAAUUCCAUUUAUGCAGACUCCCAGGCAUAAAUUCAGCAUUGCUGUCCCCGAUUCAUACUGCGCAUGUGUGAGCUGUGACACACGCGCACCCAGCCACCUGGCACACGGAGCAGCGCGAGGUCACCCCUUGAACUGAAACACGGGGAAAGAAACAAGGGGAGGAAGAGGUGGGCAUGGGCAGCACGUGCCCUCCAGUCGGGUUACAUGCUGCAAGGGUUGCAAAUCUCUCACUGAUGCAAAGGACACUGCAAACUCUGCUGGGUGGGGCCUUUGGAGAACUCAGCUCCAAGCAGUGGUUUUACCUGAAUUUCAUAAACAGUAGAUUUACAGAGCUGAAAACCAGAGACUUUGAGAGCAGUUAUUUGGUGAGACCUGUAGACUUGCCAAAGAGCCACAAAUUCCCUCAGCUGUUGCUUGUUAAACAUUGCAAAGGUUGGAUUUAACUUUGCAACACAUCAUUUCAAUAACCUAUAGCUUAUCUUAUGUUCUAGAUUUAUUAUUAUUUGUAGGGCUGAUGUUCCGUCAUUUCUGCAAAUAUUGACUGGAACAUGUUCAAAUUGCAUUUCACUAAAGAAAAUGAAAUACCCAAGGAAUUCCAACUUUUAUUGUACUGGUUGAAAGGAAUUUUCAUUAUUGCAUUUUUAUAUAAGUGCUUUUGAUCAAAGACACUAAAUAAAUAAAGUACUGAAAUUUAA
Agelaius phoeniceus (red-winged blackbird) is the source of this 4275-nucleotide messenger RNA. It is a transcript of the gene KCNS2, whose product is annotated as potassium voltage-gated channel modifier subfamily S member 2. Gene Ontology annotation, biological process: action potential; potassium ion transmembrane transport; protein homooligomerization. NCBI's taxonomy places the organism in Eukaryota, Metazoa, Chordata, Aves, Passeriformes, Icteridae. The record is from RefSeq and is a predicted model, not a curated record. Gene Ontology annotation, molecular function: protein binding; voltage-gated potassium channel activity. Gene Ontology annotation, cellular component: voltage-gated potassium channel complex; membrane.